CAGAUUUUCCUCAAUUUUCCCGAACUUUCUUUCCAAUUCAUAUAUAUAAGAAUCUCAAAUAUCUCUCUCUGAAAUCAAACCCGAGUUCUGAAAUAUCAAAGCUCAAUUAACACACACUUACUACUAUUUUCAACUUUUUUGUUUCACUGUAAAUUUUCGAGCUUUUCUAAAGCGCUUAUAUGGCGACCAAGUCAGAGAAAGCCAUAGGCAUCGAUCUGGGGACGACGUACAGCUGCGUCGGCGCGUGGGUAAAUGACCGCGUCGAGAUCAUCCCGAACGACCAGGGCAACCGCACCACGCCGUCCUACGUGGCGUUUACCGACACCGAGCGGCUGAUCGGCGACGCCGCGAAGAACCAGGUCGCUAUGAACCCUCAGAACACUGUCUUUGACGCGAAGCGCCUCAUCGGCCGGCGAUUCUCCGAUCCGUCCGUGCAGGCCGAUAUGAAGCUCUGGCCUUUCAAGGUCAUCCCCGGCCCCGGCGGCAAGCCGAUGAUCGUCGUGACCUACAAGGGAGAAGAGAAGCAAUUCUCGCCGGAGGAGAUCUCUUCCAUGGUUUUGAUAAAAAUGAGGGAAAUCGCCGAGGCGUUCCUCGGUCAGCAGAUAAAAAACGCCGUCGUAACGGUUCCGGCCUAUUUCAACGACUCGCAGAGACAGGCGACGAAGGACGCCGGAGUGAUCGCCGGACUGAACGUGAUGCGGAUCAUCAACGAGCCAACCGCGGCCGCGAUUGCUUACGGACUCGACAAGAAGGCGUCGAGAAAGGGAGAACAGACGGUGCUGAUCUUCGAUCUCGGCGGUGGAACCUUCGACGUCUCGUUGCUGACGAUCGAGGAGGGGAUUUUCGAGGUCAAGGCCACCGCCGGUGAUACGCAUCUCGGCGGAGAGGAUUUCGACAACAGAAUGGUGAAUCACUUCGUAGCAGAGUUUCGGAGGAAGCACAAGAAGGAUAUGAGCGGGAACGCCAGGGCUUUGAGGAGAUUAAGAACGGCCUGCGAGAGGGCGAAGAGGGCACUCUCGUCGACGACGCAGACGACAAUCGAGAUCGACUCUCUCUAUGAAGGAAUCGAUUUCUACGCGACGAUCACGAGGGCAAGGUUGGAGGAGUUGUGUAUGGAUUUGUUCAGGAAAUGUAUGGAGCCGGUGGAGAAAUGCCUAAGGGAUGCGAAAAUCGACAAGAGCCAAGUCGAUGAGGUCGUCCUCGUCGGCGGAUCGACGAGAAUCCCCAAAGUUCAGCAACUUCUGCAGGAUUUCUUCAACGGCAAGGAGCUCUGCAAGAGCAUCAAUCCCGACGAGGCCGUCGCGUACGGUGCCGCCGUCCAGGCGGCAAUUCUCAGCGGCGAAGGGAACGAGAAGGUCCAGGAUCUCCUCUUGCUCGAUGUGACUCCUCUCAGCCUCGGGCUCGAAACCGCCGGCGGAGUAAUGACGGUGCUGAUUCCUCGCAACACGACGAUUCCGACGAAGAAGGAGCAGAUUUUCUCGACCUACUCGGACAAUCAACCCGGAGUUUUAAUCCAAGUCUACGAAGGCGAGCGCGCGAGGACGAAGGACAAUAAUUUGUUGGGGAAAUUCGAGCUCACCGGAAUCCCGCCGGCGCCGAGAGGCGUCCCGCAGGUUAACGUCAUGUUCGACAUCGACGCGAACGGGAUUCUGAACGUGACGGCGGAGGACAAGACGGCGGGUGUGAAGAACAAGAUUACGAUCACGAACGACAAGGGGAGGCUGAGCAAGGAGGACAUUGAGAAGAUGGUGAAGGACGCGGAGCGGUACAAGGCGGAGGACGAGGAGGUGAAGAAGAAAGUGGAAGCGAAGAAUUCGCUGGAGAAUUACGCCUACAAUAUGCGGAACACGGUGAGGGACGAGAAGUUCGCCGGGAAGUUGAGACCGGAGGACAAGGAGAAGAUCGAAAAGGCGGUGGACGAGACAAUAGAGUGGCUGGAGAGGAACCAGUUGGCGGAGGUGGACGAACUUGAGGACAAGGUUAAGGAGUUGGAGAGUGUUUGUAAUCCGAUAAUUGCGAAGAUGUACCAGAGUAGUGGUGCUGGUGGGGAUGUGCCGAUGGGUGAUGACUAUGGCGGCGGCGCUGGUGGUGGUGGCUCCGGCGCGUCGGGAGCUGGGCCCAAGAUUGAGGAGGUUGAUUAGUUUUUUUUUUGUGUGGUUAGUGUCGUUUUUGGGGAGACUAGAAAGUGGCUUCUUUUGUUGUUGUCGUUUUGGUUUAGUCGUAAAUCGUAAUAGCUGCCUUGAGCGAAUAAUAUGGGUUUGCAUGUAUUUGCGUUUUCUUUCUUUUUUGUUUUCUGGUGUUUAUUUUUUUCUCUUUCACUAAAAUGUAUGUACAGUUUAGAGGUAGGCAUGUAAUGGAAGUUCCCAAAGCUGUUCAAAUAUAAUCUCCUUUUGUGCAGGAAAUCUGG
Molecule: messenger RNA, 2407 nt
Organism: Morus notabilis
Lineage: Eukaryota; Viridiplantae; Streptophyta; Magnoliopsida; Rosales; Moraceae
Product: heat shock 70 kDa protein
Exons: 1
Coding region: 180-2141 (653 amino acids)
Biological process (GO): protein refolding; cellular response to unfolded protein
Cellular component (GO): cytoplasm
Molecular function (GO): ATP-dependent protein folding chaperone; heat shock protein binding; misfolded protein binding
Source: RefSeq, a predicted model, not a curated record